This is a messenger RNA of Manihot esculenta (cassava), 1156 nucleotides long. RefSeq names its product photosynthetic NDH subunit of lumenal location 4, chloroplastic. The transcript is spliced from 6 exons. NCBI's taxonomy places the organism in Eukaryota, Viridiplantae, Streptophyta, Magnoliopsida, Malpighiales, Euphorbiaceae. Gene Ontology annotation, molecular function: peptidyl-prolyl cis-trans isomerase activity. Gene Ontology annotation, cellular component: chloroplast. The record is from RefSeq and is a predicted model, not a curated record. The coding region runs from base 141 to 812 and encodes 223 amino acids.
AUCCAUAUCUAACGACUAUAAAUUCUCUGCACACAAAUCCCUCCAUUCAAUCCAGCUAAACCGCUUUUUCAAAACCACUCACUUCACUCUCCAGAUAGCACAAUACACCCCUGCAAUUCAAUCCUUCUGGAAAAAUAAGAAUGGCACUCUGUGCUACAGCCUUCACAUCUCCUAGAUGUCCUUUCACCUAUCACAAACCAGUUUUUCGCUCUAAACCCACUUCUUUGUUACCAUUUUCUUGUUUUUGUUCUUUGUCGCGUGAUAAAGAUCCAAUGCUCUCAUCGAGUUCUGAUUACACAAGAAAGAAAUGCCUAUUUGAUGUGGGUAUUGGGCUUUUAGCAGCUUCAGUUCUUGCUUUCUCAGCAAUGGAUGCUGAUGCCACUAGGAUUGAGUACUACGCUACCGUAGGAGAUCCUUUAUGUGACUUCAACUUUGUUCGCUCUGGUCUUGGUUAUUGUGAUAUUUCUGUUGGGUCUGGUGAGGAGGCUCCAUAUGGUGAGCUCGUUAAUGUACAUUACACUGCCAGAUUUGCAGAUGGGAUAGUUUUCGACAGCAGCUAUAAACGUGGUAGACCUCUCACCAUGCGCAUUGGCGUUGGAAAAGUCAUUAGAGGAUUGGAUCAGGGAAUUCUCGGUGGUGAAGGAGUACCACCUAUGCAAGUCGGUGGGAAACGUAAGCUUCAAAUUCCUCCACAUUUAGCAUAUGGGCCAGAACCUGCAGGAUGCUUUUCAGGUGACUGCAAUAUCCCUGCCAAUGCAACUCUUGUAUAUGAUAUCAAUCUUGUUGGCAUCUACUCAGGAAAUAGAAAGUGAAGUCCAUGAUCACAUGACUAGCCCAAUUUAGAAUGCAAAUUGAAGACUUAUAGAGCAUGGAUCAAAUUUAUGUCCGAGUAUGAUGAUGGUUCUUGCACAUAUAAGAGAAUGGGUAUUACUUAGCUCUGCAUACUUGGAGGAGGGGAUUCUUCUAUUGUCUUUGUCGCGCAAAUGAAGUUAUACGAGUCAGUUCCUUUCAUUUCUAAAUUGCAAGAGAUGUAAAUUCUGUACCUAAUUAGUUUUAGCUCUUAUUUAUAUAGUUUUGUCAAGCUUUUUGUAUUACUGUUUACUUGAAUUACGCAUAUAUCAAGCCUUACAUGCUAGAAAGCUGUCUUUUCAAUGUC